This is a messenger RNA of Rotaria sp. Silwood1, 876 nucleotides long. Lineage: Eukaryota; Metazoa; Rotifera; Eurotatoria; Philodinida; Philodinidae. The record is from the annotation of a GenBank genome assembly.
AUGACUUCGACUCAGUCAUCAUCAUCUUCUCUUAUACAAUCACAAGUAAACACACAUAUUCAAUUCUCUAUUUGGCAUACAUUUAAACAUCAUAUUCCACGUUUUCUCACAACAAUUCUUGUUGAUGUUAUUCUUCCACUUGUUAUCUAUUUUGUUCUUCAAAAAUAUAUAAAACCUGUUUAUGCAUUAUUAGUUGCUGGUACUCCACCAUUUAUUAUGGUUAUUUUUAAAGCUAUUUCAUCUCGAACAUUUGAUGCACUUGGUUUUCUUGUUUUUAUUGGUUUUAUUAUUUCAGGUAUUGUAGCUAUUAUAACACAUAAUCCAAUUAUACUUCUAUUAGAAAAAUCUCUUGUUACUGGUAUUGUUUCAAUUAUUUUUGCAAUAACAUUAAUACCAUUUCAUUGUUGUCAUGAAAAUUGUCGUUUACGUCCAUUAGGUUAUUAUUUUUAUCAAGAUUUAAUUCCAAUAAAUCGAGAACAAAUUGGAUUACCUGAAAAUUUAUUUAUUAAUAAUCAAGAAUCAAUUGAUGAACAAUAUUCUGAAAAUGAAAAUGAAAUUCUUAUACAUAAAUCAUCAAAUAAACAAGAAGUAGCUCAAGUAUAUGAAUGGAUAUAUAUAAAUUGUUCAUCAUUUCGUAUAGCAUGUUAUUUUAUAACAAGUACUUGGGCUGUAGGAUUACUUUCAGAAUUUCUUUCUCGAUUAAUUCUUAUUUUAGUUCAUUUAUCAAUUAAUAAAUUAGUUAUUUAUGGAAAUGUUAUACUUAGUACAAUAACAGUAAUAUGUAUUUUAAUAACAAUUAUUUGUGUAACUCGAGAACGAAAACAAACAAUAAUAUUAAUUGAACAAUGGAAACAAGAACAUUUGAAUAUACAAUAA